AUGUCUGCUUGGCUCAGUCCUCAAAAUCAUCACUCUAAUGCUUUCCUUAAGGAAGGAACAUACAUCUUCAAGAUGGGAAAUAACAGCACAAACAGUAUAAGAACAAAGUGCACUGAUCUUCAAGUGUCAUUUCAGUACUCUCUCUAUGCAACCACCUACAUCCUCAUAUUCAUCCCUGGUCUUCUGGCCAACAGUGCAGCCUUGUGGGUUCUGUGCCGCUUCAUCAGCAAGAAAAAUAAAGCCAUCAUUUUCAUGAUUAACCUCUCCGUGGCUGACCUUGCUCAUGUGCUGUCUUUACCCCUCCGGAUUUACUAUUACAUCAGCCACCACUGGCCCUUCCAGAAGGCCCUUUGCCUGCUGUGCUUCUACCUGAAGUAUCUCAACAUGUAUGCCAGCAUUUGUUUCCUGACGUGCAUCAGCCUUCAGAGAUGUUUCUUUCUCCUCAAGCCCUUUAGGGCCAGAAACUGGAAGCGUAGGUACGAUGUGGGCAUCAGUGCUGCCAUCUGGAUCAUUGUGGGGACUGCCUGUUUGCCACUUCCAAUUUUGAGAAGUUCUGACUUAAGCAACCACACUGAAUCCUGCUUUGCUGAUUUGGGGUUUCAACACAUUAGCAUGGCUUCCUCCAUUGGCAUGAUAACUAUAGCUGAACUUGGAGGGUUUUUUUUACCUGUUGUAAUUAUUACUUAUUGCACGUGGAAAAUGAGAAAAUCUUUACAAGAAUUCCAAGAUCCCCCUCAGAAUACCAAAGAGAGAAAAAAGGCUUUGUGGAUGGUCCUGAUGUGUGCAGUGGUGUUCAUUGUGUGUUUCACUCCCUACCACUUCAACUUCCCAUUCUUUAUGAUGGUAAAACAGCAUGUCUUUUCAAACUGUUCUCUAAUCAAAAGCACCCUAUGUUUUCACAUCAUUUCUCUAUGUCUUGCAAAUCUGAAUUGCUGUCUUGAUCCUAUUGUAUAUUAUUUUAUGACCUCAGAAUUCCGUGAUAGGUUUUCAGAACACAGUGGUUUGUCUCUUCAGUCAUGUGUGAGAUGCAAAGACAGUGCUUUUAGAAAUUCAUCACAGGAAGGAGGAUCUUCAAACUAUCUCUCUUGAAAUUUUGAAUGAUUCCAAGACAUUGUAAUAAAAUUACUAGCUAGAGUAAUCUAUGUUCUCUAUCAGUUUAGCUACGUCACCUUGAAGAUUUUUUUUAAAGAUUUUAUUUAUUUAUUUAUUUGACAGAGAUAGAAACAGCCAGCGAGAGAGGGAACACAAGCAGGGGGAG
Ailuropoda melanoleuca (giant panda) is the source of this 1258-nucleotide messenger RNA. RefSeq names its product putative P2Y purinoceptor 10. The record is from RefSeq and is a predicted model, not a curated record. The transcript is spliced from 2 exons. Lineage: Eukaryota; Metazoa; Chordata; Mammalia; Carnivora; Ursidae. Gene Ontology annotation, molecular function: G protein-coupled receptor activity. The coding region runs from base 1 to 1089 and encodes 362 amino acids. Gene Ontology annotation, cellular component: plasma membrane. Gene Ontology annotation, biological process: phospholipase C-activating G protein-coupled receptor signaling pathway; positive regulation of Rho protein signal transduction.